This is a messenger RNA of Entrophospora sp. SA101, 482 nucleotides long. The record is from the annotation of a GenBank genome assembly. Lineage: Eukaryota; Fungi; Glomeromycota; Glomeromycetes; Entrophosporales; Entrophosporaceae.
UUAAAUAUGAAAAAUAUGAUCUUCGUCAUAUAAAUUUCUCGCCUAAGGCCGAGAUGCACGUUAGUGGAAGUCUUAAUGCAUUACUUCCUUGGUCACCAAAAAUUGUAUUUUCAUCAGCAGUAAUACAAUUUUUUUCAUUAAUGAUGAUAUAUUCAUUUUGUAUAACGGCUCUUUGGAUGGUAUUUUGUACAUCAUAUUUGCUUACAUUCUAUGAUGAUACACGUAAAAUAUUUCAUACUUCACGAGUUUGGGCAAGAGUAAAGAAUGGUGUCAGAGAAAGAAUAGCAAUGUUUGGAGAUGAUUGGGAAAAUUUCUUUCAAAAAUACUUUGAUCAAUGGGAUGGUGUUGAUGGCAAUAAAAAUGGACAUCUUGGAGAUACAGAUUGGGAAGAUUGGUUAAAAAGUAGAAUGUUUAAAUUUAUGACAGCAGAGGAAAAUAAGUCGUCAAAAUUUUAUUGUUAUUGUUAUUAUUUGAGACAAUGA